GUUAAAUGCUUUCCACUUGGAAGAUAUCCUUUGUGAUAACCUGGUGCUCAGAUGGUAUAAAAAGAAAAUCCAGACUCUGCUAGACCAGUGUCAAUGGCAACCAUGGCAAAGCUUAUUCUCCUCACAGGUCUGGCUCUUCUGCUGAAUGCUCAGCUAGGUUCUGCCUACCAGCUGAUAUGCUACUUCACCAACUGGUCCCAGUACCGGCCAGGGCUGGGAAGGUUCAAGCCUGACAACAUCGACCCCUGCCUCUGUACUCACCUGAUUUAUGCCUUUGCUGGGAUGAGAAACAACGAGCUCACCACCAUUGAAUGGAAUGAUGUGACUCUCUACCAAUCUUUCAAUAGCCUGAAAAACAAGAACAGCCAGCUGAAAACUCUCCUGGCCAUUGGAGGCUGGAAUUUUGGAACUGCCCCUUUCACUGCCAUGGUUUCCACUCCAGUGAAUCGCAAGACUUUCAUUUCUUCAGUCAUCAGAUUCCUGCGUCAGUAUGGAUUUGAUGGGCUGGACUUAGAUUGGGAGUACCCUGGCUCUCGUGGAAGCCCUCCUCAGGACAAGCAUCUCUUCACUGUCCUGGUGCAGGAAAUGCGUGAAGCUUUUGAGCAGGAGGCCAUCCAAACCAACAAGCCCAGGCUGCUGGUCACUGCUGCAGUAGCUGCUGGCAUCUUCAACAUCCAGUCUGGCUAUGAGAUUCCUCAGCUGUCCCAGUACCUAGACUACAUCCAUGUCAUGACUUAUGACCUCCAUGGCUCCUGGGACGGCUACACUGGAGAGAACAGCCCCCUCUACAAAUACCCAACUGAAACUGGCAACAAUGCUUACCUCAAUGUGGAUUAUGCCAUGAACUACUGGAAGAAUAAUGGGGCCCCAGCUGAGAAGCUCAUCGUUGGAUUCCCUACCUAUGGACACAACUACAUCCUAAGCAACCCUUCCAACAAUGGCAUUGGUGCCCCCACUUCUGGUCCUGGUCCUGCUGGGCCCUACACCAGGCAGGCUGGGUUCCUGGCCUACUAUGAGAUCUGCACCUUCCUGAAAAAUGGAGCCACUCAGGCAUGGGAUGCCCCUCAGUACGUGCCCUAUGCCUAUAAGGGCAACGAGUGGGUUGGCUAUGACAACGUCAAGAGCUUUAAUAUCAAGGCUGAGUGGCUUAAGCAGAACAACUUUGGAGGUGCCAUGAUCUGGGCCAUUGACAUGGAUGACUUCACAGGCACAUUCUGUAACCAGGGCAAGUUCCCCCUGACCAACACCUUGAAGGAUGUUCUUGGCCUAAAGAGUGCAAGUUGCACCGCCUCCACUCAGCCCAGUGAGCCCAACAGUAGUACUGAAAGUGAGAGUGGAAGUGGAAGUGGCAGUAGCACCUCUGGAGGCAGCUCUGUGGGUAGUGGAUACUGUGCCGGCAAAGCCGAUGGCCUCUACCCUGUGCCAAAUAACAGAAAUGCCUACGUGAACUGCGCAAAUGGAAUCACAUACGAGCAGUAUUGCCUGGCUGGGCUUGUCUUUGACACCAGCUGUCAGUGCUGCAACCUGCCAUAAACCUGACCUGUGUCUCCAUUCCCUAGUGUGCUGAACAGUCUCCUUUGCUUAGCACACCUUGCUCCUACCUAGAGUUCUACAAUAAAAUCCAUCAGUCAAAA
This is a messenger RNA of Balaenoptera musculus (blue whale), 1634 nucleotides long. RefSeq names its product acidic mammalian chitinase-like. Gene Ontology annotation, molecular function: chitinase activity; chitin binding. Gene Ontology annotation, biological process: carbohydrate metabolic process; chitin catabolic process. Lineage: Eukaryota; Metazoa; Chordata; Mammalia; Artiodactyla; Balaenopteridae. Gene Ontology annotation, cellular component: extracellular region. The coding region runs from base 94 to 1533 and encodes 479 amino acids. The transcript has 11 exons. The record is from RefSeq and is a predicted model, not a curated record.